Antechinus flavipes (yellow-footed antechinus) is the source of this 6697-nucleotide messenger RNA. RefSeq names its product SH3 domain containing GRB2 like 1, endophilin A2 (gene SH3GL1). NCBI's taxonomy places the organism in Eukaryota, Metazoa, Chordata, Mammalia, Dasyuromorphia, Dasyuridae. Gene Ontology annotation, cellular component: cytoplasm; glutamatergic synapse; presynapse. Gene Ontology annotation, molecular function: protein binding. The record is from RefSeq and is a predicted model, not a curated record. The transcript is spliced from 10 exons. Gene Ontology annotation, biological process: synaptic vesicle uncoating. Bases 2767 to 3771 code for a protein of 334 amino acids.
GAUGCUCAAUACAAAAUCUGAAUGGAAGAGGAAUUCUUUGUAGAUGAUCAGAUCCUUCAUAUUCUAUUUGUAUAUGAUAUUGCUGAUUGUAUCAAGCAGUGGAACAUUUUAUAAGAUUUAUAAUUAUGCAUACAGGAACAACUCAAUAAAGAAUACCUACUUCUUCACUCAGUGAUGUGUGGUUAGCUGAGAGUAAUCGACAGAGCUGGUCUAUCAGUACACAUAUCUUGGAUAUACACUAUGGAUGGAUAUUGAAUUGGGCCCACAGUUAAAUAAGAGGUGAAUAAGCUAAAUUAUGUUGGGGGAAAUAAUUUGUUAGGGAUUGGGAUUAAACUUGUGAUUUCAUUUAUAAUCUUUCUAAUAAAUUUCAUUUAUAAAUUCUCUUUCAAUUUCAACAUUUAAUGCAUGUUACUUUAGUCAAUAGGGAUUUAUUAAGUGUUCCACUUUGUGCCAGUUAUUGGGGAAUCUAAAAAGACAAAAAACAGUCCCUGACUUCAAAGAGUGUAAUGUGAGGGUUAUCAUGUUAAUAAUUAGGUAUAUACAAUAUAUAUACAAAACAGCCAAAAGAUAAUCUCUCCAGUUUAGUUUUAGUUGCAUAAAAUACUGAUAGCUUAAGUGACUUGACUAAGGUCACACAGUAACGUGCUAAAUGGAAUUAUAUAGUGCUUUUUCCAAUGACCCUCACCUCCCCACCAAAAACUUUAUUACAUUUUGUUUUUAAAUUACUUUCAUUUUAAAAUAUUUCCUUCACCUUUUCAGAACUAGAGAACCAUCCCUUGUACGAAAGAAUAAAAAAUAAAGGAGGAAAAACUGUUUAGCAAAACUGACUCAUAUCAAUUGAAUCUGACAGUGUAUUCAAAAUUAGUUUCCCACUUUUGCAAAGAAGAAAGUAAGAUACUUUUUUAUUUUGAAAGUAAGAUACUUUAUCUGUGACAUAUUUAAGAUGCCAUCUGGGAGAAGGGAUAGAGAGAGAGAGGGGAAAAGUCGGAACAGAAGUGAUUGCAAGGGAUAAUGUAAAAAAUCACCCAAGAAAGGCUCUGUCAAUAAAAAGUUAUAAUUUAAAAAAUAAAAAUAAAUUCAACAAGCUUUUAGCUAAAAAAAAAAUCAAUGUUUACCAAAAAUAAAAAACAAAAAGAAAGAAGAAAGUAAGAAAAAAGUAAGAUCACUUUUCAAAAAAUGUCUUCUUAAUAACUAAUUUAAGCAUUAUAAUGACUUGGUGUUUAGGGAUUCUGUUCAUUUACAAUGCUAUAGACAUCAUUUAUAUUGAUUUCUUGAUUCUGCUUACCUCAUUUUAUAUAAAUUCAUUUAAACUUUCCUAUUCUUUAGAUUUUUUAUAUUAAUCUUUUUUUAUUAUUCAGUAUUUUUCUAUUCAUGUACUACUUUUUGUUUAGCCAUUCCCCAAUUGAUGGACUUCUACUUUAUUUCCAGUUUUUUACCUAUUACAAAAAGUGUUGCUAGAAAUAGCUGUAUAAGAGACUUUUCUUAACUGCCUCUUUUGGAUAAAUCAUUUGCAUUUAGACCUGUAGAUUGAAGAGUAUGGACAUCUUGGUUUUAUUUAGCAUAUUUCCCAGUUGCUUUCCAAAAUAGGCUAAGUCAGGACUCUAACAACAGUGUAUCCGUGUGCCUGUCUUUCUACCACUUCUUCCAAUAUUGACUAUUUCUAUAAAAUAUAAACCUUCUGUUUCAAAAACCAGCUCCUUCCUAUCUUUACAGUCUUCUUAUAGCUUGUUUUGCCCUUUCUCCUCCAAGUAUAAUAAGUUAUACUUCUCUUUAGUUCCAGAGGGCAGAACUUGGAUCAGUAAGUGGGUAGAAUUCACAAAGAAGCCAAUUUCCUAAUUGUUAGAACUUUACACAAAUGAAAUAGACUGCCUUGAGAGGUAGUGGUUUUCAUAUAUUAUUGGAUACCUUCAAGCAAAUGCUUGAAGCCAUGAUUACCUGUCAUAGAGAUUUUAUAGUUGUAAUUAUUUUUAAGUUAUGGAUUAGACUAGAGGGCCAAGAAUGUCUCUCCCAACUCUGAAGCUCUGUGAUCCUAUAAAUAAUAGCUCACAUAUAGUGCUUUAAAGUUUGCAAAUAUUAUGUCGUUUGAGCCAAAUAUCAAUUCUGUGAAAUAUAUCCUUCAGCUCUUAUUUCCAUUUUAUAGAAAACCGAGUUUUAGAGAAAUGACUGAACCAUAGUUACAUAGCCAGUAAAAGAGAGUUUAGUUUAAAUCCAAGUCUUUGGCAAUUCACUUUGCCUUUGGUUUUAGUUCUUCAAUCUGUAAAAUGAGGGAAUUAUUCUAAAAUAUAAAAUAUUCUCAGGUCUCUUUCUAAAUUUUAUGAGUUCCAUGACGGGAGAACAGAUGGUGCAGUGAGAAAUGGAGUGGGUUGGAAUCUUGGCUUUGUCAUUUACUUACUGUGUCAUCUUAGGUAAGCCACUUUGUCUCUUCAGGCGUCAGCCACUUUAUCUUUAAAAUGAAGAGGUUGGGAGCACUUGGAUGGUGCAGUGGAUUGAAGCACUGACCCUGAAGUCUGGAGGACCCGAGUUCAAAUGUGGCCUCAGACACUUACUAGUUGUGUGAUCCUGGGCAAGCCACUUAAGCCCAAUUGCCUCUCUGAAAAAAAAGGAAGAAGAAAAAGAAAUAAAAAAUAAAAUGAAGAGGUUGGAUGAGAUAACUCUGAGAUACCUUCAGCCUCUGAAUACGUGAUGUUAUAAAGCUUUGUGGAGGAGCUGGUCAGUGAAAAGGUUGGAGGAGCUGAAGGGACCAAGCUUGAUGAUGACUUCAAAGAAAUGGAGAAGAAAGUGGAUGUUACCAGCAAGGCUGUGGCAGAGGUGUUGGCGAGAACCAUUGAGUACCUUCAGCCCAACCCAGCCUCCCGAGCCAAGCUGACAAUGCUCAACACUGUGUCAAAGAUAAGAGGGCAGGUGAAGAAUCCUGGCUAUCCACAGUCUGAAGGGCUCUUGGGCGAGUGCAUGAUUCGCUAUGGAAAGGAGCUAGGAGAUGAGUCCAACUUUGGUGAUGCCCUUUUGGAUGCUGGUGAAUCAAUGAAGCGAUUGGCAGAAGUGAAGGAUUCUCUGGACAUAGAAGUCAAACAGAAUUUUAUUGAUCCCCUCCAGAAUCUCUGUGAUAAAGACCUGAAGGAGAUCCAGCACCAUCUGAAAAAGCUAGAGGGGAGGCGCCUGGACUUUGACUAUAAGAAGAAGCGCCAGGGGAAGAUAGCAGAUGAGGAGCUUCGUCAGGCCAUGGAGAAGUUUGAGGAGUCCAAGGAAGUGGCUGAGACCAGCAUGCACAACCUCUUAGAGACGGACAUUGAACAGGUGAGCCAGCUUUCAGCCCUGGUGGAUGCCCAGCUGGAUUACCAUAGGCAGGCAGUACAGAUCCUGGAUGAGCUGGCUGACAAGCUGAAGCGCAGGAUGCGGGAAGCCUCUUCCCGCCCCAAGCGGGAAUACAAGCCAAAGCCUAGAGAUUCCUAUGACUUUGGAGAGCCUGACCAGUCCAAUGGAGGUUUCCCUUGUGCCCCCGCCCCCAAGAUCACAGCAGCUUCUUCCUCUUUCCGAUCCUCUGACAAGCCCAUCCGGACCCCCAUCAGGAGUAUGCCACCUCUGGACCAGCCCAGCUGCAAGGCCCUGUAUGAUUUUGAGCCUGAGAAUGAUGGGGAACUGGGCUUCCGAGAGGGCGACAUCAUCACACUGACCAAUCAGAUUGAUGAAAACUGGUACGAAGGCAUGAUCAACGGCCAGUCGGGCUUCUUCCCCCUCAACUAUGUGGAGGUGCUGGUCCCACUACCUCAGUGAAAUGGCUGCUCUCCACACCUCCUUCCCUGCCCUCCCUUCCUCCUCCCUUUUCCUGUUCCUCUCCCUAAUGAGGAAGGCCAGGCCUGAUCUCCUGCAUUCCAUUUUGUUCCUGGUGACAUCCGUCUCUCACUGGAAGAUAAGUGGGAUAGUAUUAACCUUGCCCAUGCCAGAAGGGUGUCAGAUUAUCUGGACUGGGUGUCCCCUCAACUCCAUCCUUUCCAUGGAUUUGAUACUUCCUGAGAGACCUCAAGGAGCUUGCUGCCUCCUCCCCUCCCCUUGCCCCAGUCCCUUUGGCAAAGGUUCAGGCAGCAAAGCCCCUUAGUCCUGAUCCCUGUGUCAGGCUCAGCUUGCCCUGAGAAGACUAAGUGGUGGAUGCUACCUAGUUGAGUUACAAGUUGAGUAUAGGCAAAGAAGGAUGAGCCAGUAAGUUUUAAUCAGUGUAGGGGGUCUUGUGGUGUUUAUGGUGAUGGAAGUGGAGAAACACAGUUUGUUUAAAUCACCUAAGUUUACAUAAGACACUAGUGACUACCCAAGUUAUUUUUGGUGGGGAGGGGAGUAUCCUCUCUUCUUCCACCUUUUACCCCCAUCAUCCAUCUCCAGACUGUCCCUUCUUCAUUCACUUGCUGCUUCUGAGGGGCCUGGGUGGAUCGAAGUCAUUUACUCAACUGACUCCACUAGCCAUGCUCCCCCUCUCAGCCAGUCCCUCAACUUGGUUGGGACUGGACUUGGCUGGGGGCUCCCAUGCAAAGGGGUAACACUAAGGUGCUCUUUGAAACACUAAGCUUCCUCUCUAAAUGCUUCCUUGCCUGAGCAGCCAUCGCUCCCCUGCUCUGGCCCCCUACCAAGGAACUUUCAAAGGCUAUCUCUGUCUUUUGAGGGUGACCUGGUUCUUUGGUCCAUAGCCAUAGAUAUUCUCAACCUCUCACCCGAGGCCCUAGCUAUCACUUGUUCUCAUUCCUUAAGAUCCUCAAGUUGACUUGGAAGAUUCUGCCCCUUCUCUGAACCAAGACUAGGAAAAAGUCCUGCAGGGCUAAACUAAAGCAGUAGCAAGUGUAGGAUCUGUGACCACAACCAGGAACCUCCUCAGAAGUGUUCGGAGUGGUCUUUAAGGAAUGGAGGAAUGUCAUGGAGACCAUUCCCUCUAUUCUCUUCUUCCCCUGCUGGUCUAAGUAGUUCUUUUCUGCUGGCUGUGGCCAAAGGUUGGCAGCCGAGUCCUGGGCCACAGGACCUUGGAGGACCGAGCACUGAAGCCCAGGAAAGCCAACCCCCUCACCCUGUGAGUGCCCCUAGUGUGCCUUGCUUGCUUGCAGCCUCCUCCUGGGAGGUGUUACCUGUUAUGACUUGGGCUGGGGUCGGGGACUAUCCCUGUAGGUAUCAGCCAGGUCCCUCUUGAGGUCAUGGCCCUGUUGCCUCAGGUUCUGCUGCCUUAACUGGCUGAAAUAAGAAAUUUGGUGUUUCCAUUCUCUUUCUUUCUUCCCUUCCUUCCUUCUUCCUUCUCUCCCCCUGCCUCUUUCCACAUUGUCUUUCCUUCCCCUUUUCCUUUCCUUUCUCUUCCUUCUCCCACUCUUCUCUUUCUCUCUUAUAAGCAGAAGCUAAUGUAUAACAGUGUGGGCCAGGCUUUGGAGACUUAACUAUAGUAUGGUGAUUUUUAAGUGGAAGUAAGAGGCAAUUUGUACCCAGAGGCCUGGCUUUCAAAUUCUCCUCAGAUUUGUGCCCUGAUUCCAGAAUCCCCAGGCUCGGCCACAGCCCAUUGCAGGCAAUGGGUCCCAGAUCCCUUUAGCACGAUCCCCUUGUGGCUUCUCUGACCACAGAACAGCAGCUUUGCCUAGAUACCAGCUCCUUGAGAACCUGAAGAUCAGCCAGGAGCCAGAGGACUCCCCUGGUACCCCAGGACCAGCUGUGAGGGGAGAGGUGGGGAAUAGCCACUGGGGGCUAAGCCCUGAGAGCGAGCCACAAGCACAGAAAGAAAAGCAUUGCCCAGUGCCCCCUGCCCCUGCACCUCCUCCGGCAGCACUUCUGCCCCGUGAUGUCUCCUCAGCCUCAUACUCUUACAAAAACACAAGAGUUAUUGCCUCCUUUGCAGACACUGCCUCCUCUUUGCUCCUCUUAUUGGCAGUGUGACAGAUACAGAAAGCAAUGUAUCCUUUUAACUUUUCUUUUUAAUUGAGCAUGUUGAUGUAUGUUUGUUACUCACAUGGCAGCUGCUGUUACGUUGGCACUGCCAGGGUCCUCCUUCCCCAAAAAACAAAACAUGGGACCACCAGGAGCCAGCAGGGGUUCCUGCCUCUGUGGCUUGCCAAAUUCCCGACAAGCCAGCCUCCUCCUCUGAAGGGUUAAGCACAAAGUCUGAUGAACUGAAUCCUCCCUGAGAAACCUGCCGGACUCGGCUGUGGCAUCUCUUCCCUGUUCUCUCCUUCGUGAUCUGUGUCGGACUCCCCUCUCCCUUUGUCCUGUCUCCUGCCCCCACUCCCCUUAACUGGUGCGGAGCUGUCAGAGCUGGGACCUGGCUUCCCACCCAUUGGGCUUUUGCCCUCCUUGCCCUGUACCAACUGGAGGCUGGUCCCCAGGGUGCUGAAGGCUUCUGGGCCCGCUCCAGGAACAGCAAUAUGAAACGGCUUUACAGUAAUGCUAGUAUCUCCGCAGCCCAUGCCUGGGGCCCAAUGGUGCCGCCCAGGCCUCCACAAGUCUUUUGUUGGCUUCUAUCCACUCAGUUCUAGAUCUGAGUAUGAAAAGGAGAGGAUGGAGGUAUAGAUUAGCCAUGUCAUCAUCAUUCCCAUAGGAGCCACCAUUAUGUUCAUUUGGGGGGAGGUAGGGGAGCAGGGUGUCUUCAGAUGAUCAAUAUAACUUUUGUUACAGUUUCUCCUUUGUCUAGGGCAAAUUGAAUUGUAAUCUUGAUUUAAAAAGUAUUAAAUGUUUUCUCUUUCUA